AUGAGGAAUAGAUCAGGAAAUGAAGGCAAAGAAGGGGAAAUACCGGACAGCGCUAAUAUGUGGAAUAUAUUGGCAGGCGUGUGCAUAUAUUAUCCACUCUCAAUUGGACUUACUUUCUUUCAGAAGUGGUUCAUUAAGAGUUACGAAUUUCCACUACUUGUCGUUACUUGCCACUAUGCCAUCAAAUACUUCUUUGCAAUGAUUAUUCGAUUUGUCAUGGAAUAUCGAGCAGAUAAACGCACUCGGAUUUCAUUCAAAGAUCAGCUCCAAUGGUUGGUACCAAUUGGCAUAUGUGCCUCGCUGGAUAUUGGUCUAUCAAAUUGGGGUCUUAAAUAUGUAACAGUAAGCUUUUUUACAAUGGCAAAAUCAAGCAGUAUUUUGUUUAUGGUUACAUUUGCCUUACUGUUACAUUUGGAACGAUGGCGACCUGUUCUUAUCAUAUCUGCUGGACUUAUUACAUUUGGCUUAUUUCUGUUCACAUGGAGAUCGGCUCAGUUCGAACUUCGUGGUUUAUUGCUGAUUGAAUUGGCAGCAGCAUGUACAGGGUUGAGAUGGACAGUUUCACAAAUCAUUAUGCAAGGAGAGGAAAAAUUGCUGAAACAUCCACUGGAUAUGGUUGCGUACGUACAACCGUGGAUGUUUCUUGCUAUUCUUCCUCUUUUUUUUAUGUAUGAAGGCUCACAGCUCUCGUUUGAUAAAGUGACAUAUUACCGUAAUGAACAUGCACCUUUCUAUGUUUUAUUUUUUAUUUCAUUUGGGGGUCUAUUGGCUUUUGCAAUGGAAAUGGCAGAAUAUCUUCUUCUCGUAUAUACAUCGGGCAUCACAUUAAACAUAUUCGGGAUAAUCAAGGAAGUAGUAACAUUAUCGUUGGCGCAUUUUGUUAAUGGGGAUUAUUUUUCCUUGGUUAACACAAUCGGUUUACUGCUGUGUUUCUCUGGUAUGCUUUUGCACGCUUUUUCAAAAAGAACAUUACUAAAGGCCCGCACAAAACCACGAAUGCCGGACAGGAGAAGACUGUUGACGGAUGUUGAUGCAUAA
Messenger RNA from Brugia malayi, 1038 nucleotides. Its product is annotated as Solute carrier family 35 member C2, putative. The transcript has 8 exons. The record is from RefSeq and is a predicted model, not a curated record. Gene Ontology annotation, molecular function: antiporter activity. Gene Ontology annotation, biological process: UDP-glucose transmembrane transport. Gene Ontology annotation, cellular component: Golgi apparatus; cis-Golgi network; endoplasmic reticulum-Golgi intermediate compartment. Bases 1 to 1038 code for a protein of 345 amino acids. Lineage: Eukaryota; Metazoa; Nematoda; Chromadorea; Rhabditida; Onchocercidae.